This is a messenger RNA of Urocitellus parryii (Arctic ground squirrel), 717 nucleotides long. Its product is annotated as C-type lectin domain family 4 member A-like. Gene Ontology annotation, cellular component: plasma membrane. The record is from RefSeq and is a predicted model, not a curated record. NCBI's taxonomy places the organism in Eukaryota, Metazoa, Chordata, Mammalia, Rodentia, Sciuridae.
AUGGCUUUGGGAACAAAUUAUGCUGAAGUGAAUUUCAAAAAUGAAUUGAAGUCCUCAGGCACCAACUCAAAUUCUCCUGCAGAUCCCAGGGAAAACACCAUUCCUCACCAGAGUAAUUUUGGUUUUUCCAAGCUUCUUCUUGCCUUGUUGCUGAUACUUUUCCUGCUGAAGGAAAUCUUAUUGUCUGUCUCUUUUAUCACUUUCUUUCUAAAAAAUUCUCAGCUGCUCAAAGAAACAAACUAUGAAAGUUCUACAAAAGAAAUGAUUCAUACAAAUUUGGAGUGUGUAAAAAUCAAUUCAACCAUGAAAGGAAAAGUCUGGAGCUGUUGCCCAAAGAAUUGGAAGUCAUUUACUUCCAGUUGCUACUUUAUUUCUUCUAAACAAAGAUCUUGGAAGGAGAGUCAGGAGAAUUGCUCUACAAUGGAGGCUCAUCUGGUGGUGAUCAACAGCAAGGAAGAGCAGGAUUUUCUCACCUGGAAUUUGAAUAAAUCGCAUGAUUAUUUUGUGGGGCUGUCAGAUCCAAAGGGUCAGAGACAUUGGCAAUGGAUUGAUCAGACACCAUAUAAUGAAAAUACCAUGUUCUGGCAUCCAGGUGAGCCCAACAGGGUCCAAGAGCGUUGUGUUGUGUUAAAUUAUCGUAAACAAUGGGGCUGGAAUGAUAUUUUUUGUGCUCAUGUUCAAAGCUCAAUUUGUGAAAUGAUGAAGAUCUACUUAUGA